Cornus florida is the source of this 1188-nucleotide messenger RNA. Its product is annotated as UPF0496 protein At4g34320-like. NCBI's taxonomy places the organism in Eukaryota, Viridiplantae, Streptophyta, Magnoliopsida, Cornales, Cornaceae. Bases 1 to 1188 code for a protein of 395 amino acids. The record is from RefSeq and is a predicted model, not a curated record. The transcript has 2 exons.
AUGGGUGCUCAUUCUAGCAAAAUAAAGAACCAUGAUCGAUAUUCAAAAAUCACCUCCGAUCUCACCUCUGAUCUGACCUUCUACCGGGAUUCCUGUCAACGCGAGCCAUUUCUUCAAUCAUUCGAUUCAAGCAUCAAACAAAGCACCAGCCGAGUCAUCAACAGCCUCUCAUCCGACGUCGGGGACCGGUCACUCUCUCUUGACUCACUGAGAGAGCUCACAGACUGCAUCCUCAAGCCGUAUCAAGAAGUGGUCAAACUCAUUCUGGAAUGCAAAAAUGACAUAUUGAAGAACAAUUACUUGCUUGAUUUUGUGAAGGACUACUUCGACAACAGUGGUCUGACUUUGGAUGUUUGUAAUGCCCUCCAGAAGUGCCUCAAUCGUGCCCGAGACAGCCAACUGACGAUUCAACAUGCUAUAGAUCAAUUUGAACAAGAACAGAAAGAUUUUCCUCGAAGGGAGAACAAUUUUUUCAUCUUCAAUGGGAAGAGGAAAAUGUAUGAGAGUACGCUGCAGGAACUGAAGAACUUCACCACCGCCGGUAACCCUUUUACGGCAGACUCACCGCAGAAACAAGAAUGCAGCUUAACCCUACGGGAAAAUGAGAUGUUAAAAUCUGUUUAUGAGAGCCAAAGUUCAAUGCUAGAGAAAUUGGCAGCUAAGAAGAGUAAGCUUGAUAAGAAGUUGAAGAAAAUAAAGGCUUGGAGGACUGUAUCAAAUGUAAUUUUUGUUGUGACUUUUACUUCUGUUCUGAUAUGCUCUGUUUUGGCUACCGCGAUUGCUGCACCGCCGGUUGUGACUGCGUUGGCAGCUGCGGCUGCGUUGCCGAUGGGGACGAUGGGUGAAUGGAUGAAUUCCCUUUGGAAGAAGUAUGAGAAUGAUCUAAAAGGACAGAGCGAGGUAAUGACUUCAUUAGAACGUUGGACUUGCAUUGGGAAAUGUGACUUGGACCAUGUUCGAGUACUCGUGGAUAGAUCGAAAAUUGAGAUUGAGUCACUCUUGCAUAAUGCUGAUUUCGCUGUUAAAAAAGAGACGGCUGUGAUACUGGCUAUGGAUGAGAUGAAGAAGAAGCUGGACGGGUUUAUGAAAUCCAUUGACGAUCUGAGUAAACAUACCGAAGACUGUAGCCGUGAUAUAAUGGAGGGGAGGAUGAAGAUCUUGGAUACCAUUUUCAAACAUCACAAGUGA